CCAAGCAGAUCAUCCCUAAGACAGGAUUAGCAGCAGCAGCAAGCACUGUGCUUUACACUCACUGAUAAAAUGGUAGAUGCUUUCUGUGCAACCUGGAAGCUGGUAGACAGCCAGAACUUUGAUGAGUACAUGAAAGCUCUGGGAGUUGGAUUCGCCACCAGACAAGUGGGAAAUGUGACCAAACCUACUGUUAUCAUCAGCAAAGAGGGAGACAAGGUUGUGAUUAGAACCCAGAGCACGUUCAAGAAUACCGAGAUCAGUUUCAAGUUGGCAGAGGAAUUUGACGAGGCCACUGCAGAUGACAGGAACUGCAAGUCCACAGUAACACUUGAAGGGGAUAAGCUGGUCCACGUGCAGAAAUGGGAUGGAAAGGAGACUAAGUUUGUAAGGGAAAUCAAAGAUGACAAAAUGGUUAUGACUCUAACCUUUGGUGACAUUGUGUCAGUUCGUCAAUAUGAGAAAGCAUAAAUGGACAAAUCUUUGUGAAGCUGCUCACUUUAUACCCAAGUGUAACUUCUGGCAUGGUUGAAAAUAUUUCAACCUGAACAACAUUUUUCUAUGAAAGCAACCAGUGAAAUGAAAUUUAGAGACAUGGCCAUGAUCUGUGUAUACUAUCAAAUGUAUAACUUGAUGGCUGCUUGUUGACUACUAUGUUGUAACUUUUUAUUAAAGUAAUAAAACAUUUGUUUUUA
This is a messenger RNA of Bombina bombina (fire-bellied toad), 692 nucleotides long. RefSeq names its product fatty acid binding protein 7 (gene FABP7). Lineage: Eukaryota; Metazoa; Chordata; Amphibia; Anura; Bombinatoridae. Bases 70 to 468 code for a protein of 132 amino acids. Gene Ontology annotation, cellular component: nucleus; cytosol. Gene Ontology annotation, molecular function: fatty acid binding. The record is from RefSeq and is a predicted model, not a curated record. The transcript has 4 exons. Gene Ontology annotation, biological process: fatty acid transport.